This is a messenger RNA of Nymphaea colorata (pocket water lily), 420 nucleotides long. Its product is annotated as VAMP-like protein YKT61. The transcript is spliced from 2 exons. Gene Ontology annotation, biological process: endoplasmic reticulum to Golgi vesicle-mediated transport. Bases 1 to 420 code for a protein of 139 amino acids. Gene Ontology annotation, cellular component: Golgi apparatus. The record is from RefSeq and is a predicted model, not a curated record. NCBI's taxonomy places the organism in Eukaryota, Viridiplantae, Streptophyta, Magnoliopsida, Nymphaeales, Nymphaeaceae. Gene Ontology annotation, molecular function: SNAP receptor activity.
AUGCGCAUCAUUUCUCUGCACGUCCUGAAGUGGGCGGAGGAAAACUCCUUCUUCCUGAGUUCGGCCUACGACCUCGGCUUCGUCAGCUGGUACCAGCGGCCCUUCUACAAGGAAACCGUCAACUUCGGCGCACGCACUGCUGCCAAAUGGUUUGAAGUAGAGGACGAGGACUUGAAGUGGGGCAAGCUGGAGGAACUGCUGAAGAAGUACCAGGACCCCAAGGAAGUGGACAAGCUGGAGAAGCUCAAGGACGAGCUGAAGCAGGUGGAAGAGAUCUGCCACAAGAACCUCAACGACCUGCUGAAGAGAGGAGAGGACCUGGACAAGCUGAUGGAGAAGAGCAAGGACGUCAGCAACCUCAGUCUAGACUUCUACAAGCAGGCCAAGAAGGCAAAUUCACGCUGCUGCUCCCUCUCCUGA